CUGUGAAGACGUGCGCCCCAAGGCUAGAGCUGAAAAGAGGCUUGGGGCCGGGUGAGCCUUCCAGGCAGGGUCUGCCUCCAAGUGAUGCUCCCCGAGGGUGGGGGGCAUAGGGAUGGAACCCAGCCAGGUGGGAGCCUGGGCCCUGCCCAGCCUCAAAGCUUCAAGCUCAGGAAAUCCGGAGGCAGGGGAGGGGGACAUCGUUGCCACAUUCCCCAGCCCUUUAAGACCCCCAAGGCAGGAAGGCUGCCCGGGCCUCACCAGCUUCCCUCACAGGCUCCUUCCUGGGAGGAAGGGGCUGCCUGUGCCCUCGAAGGCACAAGGGAGGGCAGGAGGGAGGCUCGGAAGGUGUUGCAAUCCCCAGCCCCCGGCCUGUCAGAGGCCGAGCCAUUAACGACAGAGCUCGGGGAGAGAAGCUGGACUGCAGCUGGUUUCAGGAACUUCUUUUGACGAGGAGAAGAGAAACUAAGGAGAUCAAGCAGGGGCCGGGCCAGAGGCUCCAACAUGGGGAAACUGAGGCUCGGCUUGGAAAGGUGAAGUAACUUGUCCAAGGUCACAAAGCAGCUGGUGAACAUCAAGUUGGCACUAUGGCAAGGCUGAGAACCUGCAGCCUGACUUGGGCUGCCCUGAUCAUCCUGCUGCUCCCCGGAAGUCUGGAGGAGUGCGGGCACGUCAGUGUCUCAGCCCCCAUUGUCCACCUGGGGGAUCCCAUCACAGCCUCCUGCAUCAUCAAGCAGAACUGCAGCCAUCUGGACCUGGAGCCACAGAUUCUGUGGAGACUGGGAGCAGAGCUUCAGCCCGGGGGCAGGCAGCAGCGUCUGUCUGAUGGGACCCAGCAAUCUACCAUCACCCUGCCCCACCUCAACCACACUCGGGCCUUUCUUUCCUGCUGCCUGAACUGGGGCAACAGCCUGCAGAUCCUGGACCAGGUUGAGCUGCGUGCAGGCUACCCUCCAGCCAUACCCCGCAACCUCUCCUGCCUCAUGAACCUCACAACCAGCAGCCUCAUCUGCCAGUGGGAGCCAGGACCUGAGACCCACCUACCCACCAGCUUCACUCUGAAGAGCUUCAAGAGCCGGGGCAACUGUCAGACCCAAGGGGACUCCAUCCUGGACUGCGUGCCCGAGGACGGGCAGAGCCACUGCUCCAUCCCACGCAGACACCUGCUGUUGUACCAGAAUAUGGGCAUCUGGGUGCAGGCGGAGAAUGCGCUGGGGACCAGCAUGUCCCCACAACUGUGCCUUCAGCCCAUGGACGUUGUGAAACUGGAGCCCCCCAUGCUGCGGACCAUGGACCCCAGCCCUGAAGCGGCCCCUCCCCAGGCAGGCUGCCUACAGUUGUGCUGGGAGCCAUGGCAGCCAGCCCUGCACAUAAAUCAGAAGUGUGAGCUGCGCCAUAAGCCGCAGAGUGGAGAAGCCAGCUGGGCACUGGUGGGCCCCCUGCCAUUGGAGGCCCUUCGGUAUGAGCUCUGUGGGCUCCUACCAGCCACGGCCUACACCCUGCAGAUACGCUGCAUCCGCUGGCCCCUGCCUGGCCACUGGAGCGACUGGAGUCCCAGCCUGGAGCUGAGAACUACUGAACGGGCCCCCACUGUCAGACUGAACACAUGGUGGCGGCAGAGGCAGCUGGACCCCAGGACAGUGCAGCUGUUCUGGAAGCCAGUGCCCCUGGAGGAAGACAGCGGACAGAUCCAAGGUUAUGUGGUUUCUUGGAGACCCUCAGGCCAGGCUGGGGCCAUCCUGCCCCUCUGCAACACCACAGAGCUCAGCUGCACCUUCCCCCUGCCUUCAGAAGCCCAGGAGGUGGCCCUUGUGGCCUAUAACUCAGCCGGGACCUCCCGUCCCACCCCGGUGGUCUUCUCAGAGAGCAGAGGCCCAGCCCUGACCAGACUCCAUGCCAUGGCCCAAGACCCUCACAGCCUCUGGGUGGGCUGGGAGCCCCCCAGUCCAUGGCCUCAGGGCUAUGUGAUUGAGUGGGGACUGAGCCCCCCCAGCACGAGCAAUAGCAACAAGACCUGGAGGAUGGAACAGAAUGGGAGCGCCACGGGGUUUCUGCUGCAGGAGAACAUCAGGCCCUUUCAGCUCUAUGAGAUCACUGUGACUCCCUUGUACCAGGACGCCAUGGGACCCUCCCAGCAUGUCUAUGCCUACUCCCAAGAAAUGGCCCCCUGCCAUGCCCCAGAGCUGCAUCUAAAGCACAUUGGCAAGACCUGGGCACAGCUGGAGUGGGUGCCUGAGCCCCCUGAGCUGGGGAAGAGCCCCCUUACCCACUACACCAUCUUCUGGACCAAUACUCAAAACCAGUCGUUCUCCACCAUCCUGAAUGCCUCUUCCCAUGGCUUUGUCCUCCAUGGCCUGGAGCCCGCCAGUCUGUAUCACAUUCACCUCAUGGCUGCCAGCCAGGCCGGGGCCACCAACAGUACAGUCCUCACCCUGAUGACCUUGAUCCCAGAGGGAUCCGAGCUACACAUCCUCCUGGGCCUGUUCGGCCUCCUGCUCUUGCUCUCCUGCCUCUGUGGAACUGCCUGGCUCUGCUGCAGCCCCAGCAGGAAGAAUCCCCUCUGGCCAAGUGUCCCAGACCCAGCUCACAGCAGCCUGGGCUCCUGGGUGCCCACUAUCAUGGAAGAGGAGGCCUUCCAGCUGCCCGGCCUCGGCAUGCCACCCAUCACCAAGCUCACAGUGCUGGAGGAGGACGAGAAGAAGCCACUGCCCUGGGAGUCCCAUAACAGCUCAGAGACCUGUGGCCUCCCCACUCUGGUCCAGACCUAUGUGCUCCAGGGGGACCCAAGAGCAGCUCCCACCCAGCCCCAAUCCCAGUCCGGCACCAGCGAUCAGGUCCUCUACGGGCAGCUGCUGGGCAGCCCCACAAGCCCAGGGCCAGGGCACUAUCUCCGCUGCGACUCCACUCAGCCCCUCUUGGCGGGCCUCACCCCCAGCCCCAAGUCCUAUGAGAACCUCUGGUUCCAGGCCAGCCCCCUGGGGACCCUGGUAACCCCAGCCCCAAGCCAGGAGGACGACUGUGUCUUUGGGCCACUGCUCGACUUCCCCCUCCUGCAGGGGAUCCGGGUCCAUGGGGUGGAGGGGCUAGAGAGCUUCUAGGGCUUCCUGGGGUUCCCUUCUUGGGCCUGCCUCUUAAAGGCCUGAGCUAGCUGGAGGAGAGGGGAGGGUCCAGAAGCCCAUGACUAAAAACUACCCCAGCCCAGGUUCUCCCCAUCUCCAGCCACCAGCAUCCCCUCUCCCGCCAGUCUCCAUAGGCUGGGCCUCCCAGGCAAUCUUCAUACUUUAAGGACCAGAUCAUGCUCCAUCCGGCCCCACCCAAUGGCCUUUUGUACUUGUUUCCUAUAACUUCACUAUUGUAAACUAGCUUUUGGUUUGGAGUUUUUGUUAUUGUUUAUAGACACUCUUGGGUGUA
This is a messenger RNA of Rhinopithecus roxellana (golden snub-nosed monkey), 3408 nucleotides long. It is a transcript of the gene CSF3R, whose product is annotated as colony stimulating factor 3 receptor. Gene Ontology annotation, biological process: cytokine-mediated signaling pathway; immunoglobulin mediated immune response. The transcript is spliced from 17 exons. The record is from RefSeq and is a predicted model, not a curated record. Gene Ontology annotation, cellular component: external side of plasma membrane; membrane. The coding region runs from base 585 to 3095 and encodes 836 amino acids. NCBI's taxonomy places the organism in Eukaryota, Metazoa, Chordata, Mammalia, Primates, Cercopithecidae. Gene Ontology annotation, molecular function: protein binding; cytokine receptor activity.